AUGUCGCAGCACGCUUGCGUGUUGGAGGGUAAUGCGGCGGCGGGCAACAUCAUUUCCCUCCUCCUCAUCGCCAUCUUUGAUGCCGCGAGCUCCUCUAGCAAAGCGCGUUGGUUCUCUGUGCACUCCUUCGCCAAUCUGCUGGUGGUGGCCACUUCGAUCAAGUCGGUGCUGGUUGUGAUGAAGGACCCCUUCAACGCGAUGGACUCGCGCAUCUACCACGAUCGCAGCGUAUUUGGCUCCGCCUCGCCGUGGCCGAUCUACAUCGUAAACGCGGUCCACGUCUACCACAUGCUCGCCUUCCGCAACCUCACCUCCGCGGACUACUUCCACCAUCUCAUGUUCAUCCCGACUGUUGGCUUCCUCGGCCAGACCUAUGAGUGGGGUGCGCUGCGCAACUUUCUAUGCUUCUUCAUCAGCGGGCUUCCGGGCGGUGUCGAUUACCUCAUGCUCACGCUGGUCAAGCACAAGCAGAUCGACGUGAUGCUGCAAAAGCGAAUGUGCGCUGCGAUCAACGUGUGGCUCCGCAACCCUGGCAUCACGUACGAGGUCGCGAUCAUGUGGAUGGCCUGGCUGUACGAGCGCUCCACCGUCCCACCCGCCGUCAUCCUCCUCGUCGCCAGCCUGUCGUGGUUCAACGCGCAGUACUACAACAAACAGGCGGUCGCCAACUACGCCAUCGCGCACGUGUUUGGGCGCACCGCACCGCCCCACCGUCUCACCAGAAGCUGCUCUGAGACCGCGCAUGCGAAUAGGCACGUCGAGGAACGGAUCUCGGUCACAACCGGCCUCAAGGUUCCAGAGUGGGGCCCCGAGGCAAAGAAGCCGCAAAACACGAUAGGCGCGUUGGUGGUGUAG
Molecule: messenger RNA, 855 nt
Organism: Emiliania huxleyi CCMP1516
Lineage: Eukaryota; Haptophyta; Isochrysidales; Noelaerhabdaceae
Exons: 4
Coding region: 1-855 (284 amino acids)
Source: RefSeq, a predicted model, not a curated record